AUGGCGCCCGUGAGCUUGCUGAUUGCAAGCCUCAAUUUCACACAGGCUGAGAUUCUCAAAGCUGGACUCAUUCAAUUUGCCGUCGACCGUUCUCCGAUCCUUUCCCUUUCUGAAUUCUUUACCAAAGUCUUGCCUGAAUUCUUUACUAAAGUCUUGCAUGAAUGGCUAGCAAAAGUCUUGGAAUGGCUUACCCAUCCUGAAACCCUUCUCAUCAUAACUGUGUGGUGGAUCACCUUUGUGGUGGUGUUGAUUAUCGUAUCCUGCAUUGGGCUUAACCCAGUGGGAGUUGCUGCAGGCUCUGCAGCGGCUUAUUUUCAGUCUUGGAUGUAUGGUGGGUUUACGCCUGCAGGUGGUAUUUUCGCCACUUUGACAAGUAUGGCGAUGCUCGGCACAUUGAUGCCUUUACAGGUGAUAUUUUCUUCUACUGUUGCAACCAUAGCUGCCGUGAUCGUCUGGAAAAACGGAUAUAGAUGGUGA
Messenger RNA from Penicillium subrubescens, 477 nucleotides. RefSeq lists its product as uncharacterized. The coding region runs from base 1 to 477 and encodes 158 amino acids. The transcript is spliced from 3 exons. Lineage: Eukaryota; Fungi; Ascomycota; Eurotiomycetes; Eurotiales; Aspergillaceae. The record is from RefSeq and is a predicted model, not a curated record. Gene Ontology annotation, cellular component: membrane.